CUGAUCAGAAAAGGAUUAUAGAUUUUAAAACGUGAUUCUUUCCUUUUCCAGAUUAGUUAUGCGAAUUUUUUUAAACGGUUUAGAUCAUUAAAAGAAAAUAAAGUAGAAAGGAAAAAGGAAAAAUAGGAUCCAUAAAACCUUAUAUAAGGAAGGCUAAGGUAUUCUAUUUUGUUUCAUUCACACAUUCAUCAAAGCUUUCUCAUUCAGCUAGUUUAAGAUUUUGCUUCCAAAGCGUUCUCUCUUCGAUCAUACUUGUAAUGAGGAUGAUGAGUUUCCUGUUUGCGAUGAUGAUGAGCUUCGUGGUUCUCUCGGGUUGCUGCUCAGCGAAGGUCUAUAAAGUGGGAGACUUCGAGGGAUGGAUUGCAAAAGACGACGUCUAUUACGCUUGGGCCGAGACCGACCAUAAAGAGUUCCACGUUGGAGAUUCUCUGGUCUUCGAAUACGAUCCCAUCAUCAACGACGUGACUCAUGUUUCCGGGGCUCUCGAAUACGAGUUUUGCGACUAUUCUUCUCCUAAAGCCGUCUACAACAUAGGACACGAUGUUGUGACUCUCACGGAACCAGGCUUUCACUACUUCAUCACCUCAAAUCAACCUCAGUGCGUAUUGGGACAGAAGCUCGAAGUUCUUGUCAUCCACGACCCGUCACGUCCGGUUCCUCCACCACCACCGAGCAAGAUCCUUCCUGUCGGAAAUACCUACAAGGUCGGAGGAGACUCGGAAGGAUGGAAAGUAUAUGACAGUGACUUUUAUAACAAGUGGAGUGAGGAGAAACAGUUUCAUGUUGGAGAUACUUUGUUUUUUGAAUACGCCAACGAAGUCAGUGACGUGUAUGAAAUCAACGGUGAUCUAGAAUUCAUGACGUGCGAUCCAACGUCUCCUGUAGCUGUGCACAAGACAGGUCACGAUCUUGUUAGGCUUACGGAACCGGGAGUUCAUUAUUUCAUAACCUCACAUUCGGGUUCUUGUGAAGCUGGGCUUAAACUUCGAGUGAUGGUGGGACCACAACCCAAAGCUGUUGCUUUCUCUAAUUUUCCCAAGAAGGUGGACUUGUCAGCUUCGGAGCGCCUCAACAACUGGUCGAAGACUUUCAAAACCCAGCCCUCUCAUUAAACCAUUCAUUUUUCUUAAUUUGAUUUGAUUAUUUGUAACCAGUUUGGAGUUAUUGUUGUUUCUUUCUCUCGUCUACUUUAGCUUCUUUUAGUGCUUUGUUUCGUUGUCUAUCACAAUCGUUGUAGAGUUUAUGAGUGUUCAAUAAACUAUAUGUCUUUUGUUGCCUUCAUAAUAGAAUCCAAGUAGAGAAACGAUAUUAACAUGAGAGUACUUCAUUGAUGAACUCUUCUCCAUUCCCCUUUGAAUCCUUCAAGAUUUUUACUGCAACAUCUGUACCGCUUCCAUCGGGUAGUUUUCCUUUAUAGACUGUUCCAAAUCCUCCUUUCCCGAGAACAUGCACCAAUGAGUUUGUCAUCUUCUUGACUUAGGCAUAACUAUCGUUUCAACGUUACGAUUGCUUCAAUUAAUGUUUUGGCCGCUUCAAUCACUCUUUCUUUUAGCAUUCUUUGCUCACACCACUACCGUACUCGCAGCAGCAAUGAUCAUCACAAGUAAAGCUGUUGAGAUUCCUGUAAAAAAAAAACAAGACUAAAAACUUAUGUUUACAUGUACUCUACUAACCAUAACUUUGUAAAGGAAAAUCUUACCAGAGACGAACAAAUGGGAAGCAUAAUGAAAAUUCAUGGCAAUCUCUUAGUCAUUAGUCUCAAGUAAUAAGAAAAUUUAAGAAAAAAAAGAUAGGGAGAAGAGGAAAUAAAAAUAUUAAUUCAGUAUCUGACUAGAAAACCCUUUAUAUUUUCAUGGCCAAGGUAGAAUAGUAUUUUGCUUCUUUUGUUUGAUUUGAUGACUAUCAUAGGAAGGUGAUUUUUUUUUAUCUCAAAAUAAUCAUUACAACUUUUACUUAUGGGGCAUCAUUUACGCAGAGGAAAUAUACAAUGUUAAAGUCCAACAAUAUCAAACAUGAGUUUAGGAAGAUUGACUCUCAUCUACAAUAUCUCGAACCGUUUUUUUUUGGGGGAAGUUUAGAGUAUCUUGGCAAGGUGAAAGAGUUCAUCUCUCUAACUGGCUUGAUGUAGGCAUGCUUGAAGUCUCUUGACUCUCUUCAACAGAUACCAUUACCGCGGGUGAACCUAAGAGAGGCUUAGGUGGAACAUGCAAAGCCUCUAGACUCCCCUCUAACAUUUCAACAACUUUGUUCAUCGAUGGACGAUCUGAUGGAUUUGUUUGAAUACACCAUAAACCCACCAACACCAUUUUCUUCACUAACUUAUUUUCCUCCUCCGUCAUUUCAUCUCCAAAUAUUCUCCUGGUUUCUUCCCUCUCAAGAUCUUUAUAUAUCCAAUCUGGAAAAUAUAUUGAACUAUUGUUGGAUCCAGAGUGUUCAUGCAUUUCCCUUUCUUUGCUCCUACAAUCUCAAGAACCACCAUUCCAAAACUAUACACAUCCGACUUAUGAGAAACUCCUCCCAAGCUUUUUGAAAACACUUCAGGAGCAAUACCCUAUGGUCCCUCUUGCGUUGAGCAUUGAGAUGAUACUAUCUUUCUUUUUGCAAAGCUUAGCAAGACCAAAAUCUGCAAUCUUCGGACAAAGAUCUUGGUCCAUUAGUAUGUUUUGUGGCUUUAUAUCGAAAUGCACAAUCCUUGAUACACAACGGUUGUGCAAGUACUCUAGCCCUCGAGCGACACCGUCCGCUAUGUUGUAUAAAGUUUCCCACUCCAUCUUCGUUGACAUAUUCUCUGAAAUAUAUUUGUCGAGUGAUCCAUUUGGCAUAAACUCAUAAACUAUAGCUCUUUUGCUUCCUUCAUAACAGAACCCAAGUAGAGAAACGAUGUUAACGUGAGAGGUUCUACUCAUGCUAGCUACUUCAUUGAUGAAUUCUUCUCCAUUCCCCUUUGAAUCCUUCAAUAGUUUCACUGCAACAUCAGUUUGAUCUGUACCGCUUUCAUCGAGUAGUUUUCCUUUAUAGACGGUUCCAAAUCCUCCUUUCCCGAGAACAUGAGAGAAUGAGUUUGUCAUCUUCUUGACUUUGGCAUAACUAUAUCGUUUCAACAUUACGAUUGCUUCAAUGUUUUUGCCGCUCCAAUCACUCUUUCUUCUAGCAUUCUUUGCUCUCAGUACUAUUGUACUCGCAACAAUAGUGAUCAUCACAAGUGAAGCUGUUGAGAUUCCUGUAAGAAGAACAAGACUAGAAACUUAUGUUUUCAUGUGCACGAGUAAGAUAAAGAGUAUUGUAACAUGAUGGGUAGAGCGAGCGAAGGGUGUUACCGAGUAUGACUUUUAACUUCAGUGCAGGAUUAUCUUUAAUGAAUCAACACAAAAU
Messenger RNA from Brassica napus (rape), 3372 nucleotides. Its product is annotated as blue copper protein-like. Gene Ontology annotation, molecular function: electron transfer activity. NCBI's taxonomy places the organism in Eukaryota, Viridiplantae, Streptophyta, Magnoliopsida, Brassicales, Brassicaceae. The transcript has a single exon. The record is from RefSeq and is a predicted model, not a curated record. Bases 258 to 1112 code for a protein of 284 amino acids. Gene Ontology annotation, cellular component: plasma membrane.